ACACGCACACCCCGCCCCGCCGACGAAAUAAAGUAGUACUAGUAGCAGUAGAAGGUAGCAGCAGCUAGGCAAGCGAUUCAGCCAGCGUCCGAAGAGCACAGGCAUGGCAUCGUGCUCGGCGAUCAUGGGGUGGUGCUUCGCCUGCCUGUUCGUCGCGAUCAUGGUGGCCGGCGUCAACGCGGUGUGCAUCGGUGGCACGGGCUUCCUCAUCUACGAGCUCGUCCGGGUCGCGCGGACGCCGCGCAGCAGCGCCGGCAGCAUCGUCGGCGUCUCCAUCUUCCUCCUCUUCUGGGUCUGCGCCAGCGCCAGCAUGUACCUCUCCUUGUGCAGCGCCUUCUUCCCGUGCUCUCGGUUCGGGGGCUGCAUCGCCUCUACGUUCCACGCGCUGUUGCCGUGCCUGCGCGGCGUGGGCUGGCUGCUGUGCCUACCGCGCCGGUGCGCGCGAGCCGUGCGUGCCCGGCUCCGGCGCUCGAGUAGGGGCGGCGGCGGCGGCAGUGCCUUUCCGCAAUCCGCAAUCGACGUGCUUCCGCGGGAGCCGCCGGCGCGCGGCAGGGCGCGGGUGGUGGCCACGGCUGCCGACAUCCCCGUGUACGCGGAGAGGGGCGCCGCCGCGCGGCCGGGCGGCGCGGCCGCGUGCGCGGUGUGCCUGGGCGAGGUGGAGGAGGGGGAGAUGGUGAAGCGCCUGCCGGUGUGCCUGCACAUGUUCCACCAGCACUGCAUCGACCCGUGGCUGCUGAGCGGCAAGUCGACGUGCCCGGUGUGCCGGUGCGACGUCUUCGCCCCACUGCCGGCGGAAAUGGUGUGAGAUCUUCGGAUUGGAUCUUGCAUUUCUUCCUUUUCUUUUCCGUUUUAUUAUCCAACAGUUGACGAUCGAAGAGAGAAGAACUGAUGGCGUAAACCGUGAA
Messenger RNA from Panicum virgatum (switchgrass), 905 nucleotides. Its product is annotated as E3 ubiquitin-protein ligase At4g11680-like. NCBI's taxonomy places the organism in Eukaryota, Viridiplantae, Streptophyta, Magnoliopsida, Poales, Poaceae. The coding region runs from base 104 to 805 and encodes 233 amino acids. The transcript has a single exon. The record is from RefSeq and is a predicted model, not a curated record.